AUGUUGAUGCCAAAGAAACACCGUACAUUAAUCUAUGAAUAUUUAAUGAGAGAGGGUGUUGUUGUUGCUGAAAAGGAAUUUGGUCUAGAUAAACAUCCUGCCAUAGCUGUGCCAAAUAUUCAUGUUAUCAAAGCACUACAAUCAUUAAAAUCUCGUAAUUUAGUUAAAGAACAAUUUGCAUGGCGUCACUAUUACUGGUAUUUAACAAAUGAUGGUACAAAUUAUUUACGAGAAUAUUUAAAUUUACCACCGGAAAUUGUACCAGCCACGUUGAAACGACCAACAAGACCAGAUACUAAACAAGCUAAAAGAGUCGAUUCAACUCGUGCUCAAUCUCCACAAGGUGAUCAAGGUCGUCAAGAAUAUCGUCGUACUGAUAGAAGUGGAUAUGAUAAACAAGGUGAAGCUGGUGCCGGAUCAGCUCGACCAGAAUUUGUACAUAGAAUUGGAAAAAUGGUAACUAAAUUAAAACCACUGAAUAAAGGACGAAUAUUAAAAAAACGAACAAAAAAAUUUGUUCGUCAUCAAAGUGAUCGUUAUAAUCGUCUACGUCCAAAUUGGCGUAAACCACGUGGUAUUGACAAUCGUGUUCGACGACGAUUCAAAGGUGUUUAUUUGAUGCCAAGUAUCGGUUAUGGUUCAGACAAACGUACAAGACACAUGAGACCAGAUGGAUUUAGACCAUUUCUUGUUCAUAAUGUGAAAGAAUUAGAAAUGUUACUAAUGCAAAACAGAAAGUUUGCAGCUGAAAUUGGUCAUACGGUAUCAGGACCAAAUCGUAAGAAAAUCGUUGAACAUUUUAAUACAUACGGAGAAAGAUGUUACUAUACUGAUGUUCAAAGUCCAUCUUUAUCAACCUCUACGCAUAGUAAUCAAGAUUUUUUACUCAAAAACGAUAAAACAACAAAAAGUUCUUUAAUACCUUCAACAAUAUGUUCAACACAUGAUAAAAAAAAUCGAAAAAAUUUUGAAUAUGCACAAUUAGAACUCUUAGAGAAAGCAUUUGAAAACAGUCAUUAUCCAGAUGCGUAUACACGAGAGCAGUUAGCCAGACAAACUGGUCUAGCUGAAAAUAAAGUACAAGUAUGGUUUCAAAAUCGUCGUGCAAAAUAUCGUCGUAAUACUUCAUUAUUGUCAUUAUCAUCGAAUAAACGUUCACAUAGAUCACUCAAUUCGUCCAUGUCAGUUUCACUUACGGUUUGUCAUCCAACAGUGAUUAUUGGACCAAAACAAGCAACAAAUAGUGUUAUUGGUGCAGCUCUAGCAAGACAACAUCAAUGUGAUAUUUUAGCAUAUCAACCACCACAACAUUAUUAUUUAACACCGCCACCGUCAUACGAACAAUACCUUUCAACACUAGCUUAG
Didymodactylos carnosus is the source of this 1365-nucleotide messenger RNA. The record is from the annotation of a GenBank genome assembly. NCBI's taxonomy places the organism in Eukaryota, Metazoa, Rotifera, Eurotatoria, Philodinida, Philodinidae.